Molecule: messenger RNA, 1818 nt
Organism: Pongo pygmaeus (Bornean orangutan)
Lineage: Eukaryota; Metazoa; Chordata; Mammalia; Primates; Hominidae
Product: basic proline-rich protein-like
Exons: 5
Source: RefSeq, a predicted model, not a curated record
CCACCUCCAUCACCAUCACCACCACCACCACGACUACCAUUUCCAUCAUCACCACCACCACCACCACCACCAUCACCACCACCUCCAUCACCAUCACCACCACCACCACGACUACCAUUUCCAUCACCAUCUCCAUCACCACCACCACCAUCAUCUCCAUCACCACCACCACCUCCAUCUCCAUCACCACCACCACCAUCAUCACCACCACCAUCAUCACCACCACCUCCAUCACCAUCACCACCACCAGCACGACUACCAUUUCCAUCAUCACCACCACCACCACCACCACCAUCACCACCACCUCCAUCACCAUCACCACCACCACCUCCAUCACCAUCACCACCACCACCAUCACCAUCACCACCACCACCACGACUACCAUUUCCAUCACCAUCUCCAUCACCACCACCACCACCACCUCCAUCUCCACCACCACCUCCACCACCUCCAUCAUCACCACCACCUCCAUCUCCACCACCACCACCUCCAUCACCACCACCUCCAUCACCAUCACCACCACCAUCUCCAUCACCACCACCACCACCAUCUCCAUCACCACCACCAUCAUCACCACCACCACCUCCAUGACUACCAUUUCCAUCACCAUCUCCAUCACCACCACCACCACCUCCAUCUCCACCACCACCACCAUCAUCACCACCACCUCCAUCACCAUCACCACCAACACCAUGACUACCAUUUCCAUCAUCACCACCACUACCACCAUCAUCACCACCACCAUCAUCACCAUCACCACCACCACCACCUCCAUCACCACCACCUCCAUCACCAUCACCACCACCACCACGACUACCAUUUCCAUCAUCACCACCACCACCGCCACCAUCAUCACCACCACCUCCAUCACCACCACCACCACCUCCAUCUCCACCACCACCACCACCUCCAUCAUCACCACCACCUCCAUCACCAUCACCACCACCAUCUCCAUCUCCACCACCACCACCACCACCUCCAUCAUCACCACCACCUCCAUCACCACCACCACCACUACCUCCAUCAUCACCACCACCUCCAUCACCAUCACCACCACCACCUCCAUCAUCACCACCACCUCCACCACCACCACCACCUCCAUCACCACCACCACCACCACCUCCAUCACCACCACCACCUCCAUCACCAUCACCACCACCUCCACCAACACCACCACCACCACCUCCAUCAUCACCACCACCUCCAUCUCCACCACCUCCAUCACCACCACCACCUCCAUCUCCACCACCACCACCACCUCCAUCAUCACCACCACCUCCAUCACCACCACCACCACCACCUCCAUCACCACCACCACCACCACCUCCACCACCACCACCACCACCUCCAUCACCACCACCUCCAUCACCUCCAUCACCACCACAACCAUCACCACCACAACCAUUACCACCACCAGCACCACCACCACCUCCAUCACCACCACAACCAUCAACACCACCUCCAUCACCUCCAUCACCACCACCACAACCAUCACCACCACCACAACUGUCACCACCACCUCCACCGCCACCACCACCUCCAUCACCACCACCACCACCACCACAACCAUCACCACCACCACCACCACCUCCAUCACCACCACCACCUCCAUCAUUACCACCACCACCACUACCUCCAUCACCACCACCACCUCCAUUACCACCACCACCACCACUACUUCCAUCACCACCACCACAACCACCACCACCUCCAUCACCACCACCACCACCUCCAUCAUCGCCACCACCACCACCAUCACUACCACCUCCGAAUAGUCACAAGUCAGCUGGCUCUAAGUCUGACAAGCUUAGUUGGUAG